GUUCCCUCCGCCCGCGCUGUGUCGCUGUGUCGCGAGUCAGUCCGCAUGCGCGCUUUUAUCGAUCACAGAACAUACAAAGCAUCAGAGAUAGUGUCAAAAGUAUCAAAUGUCUGUGUGGAUACCAGUGUAGGGAAGAGACCAGUUACAUGACAGUGAUUGUGAUGGGUACACGGGCCUGGGUGUGGUGGCUGGUGGUGGGGGCCGCGUGCUCCCGGGAACUGGACCCCGGCUCGUGCGUCGCGCGUUUCGACGUCCAGCGAGAUAAGAUCAUUCGCACGGAGGAGUCCCGGGAGAUGGGGGCGAGGUAUCUCUCCGAGCUCGACGUGGGCGCGCGGUCCGAGUGUCUGCGGCUCUGCUGUGAGACAGACUCCUGUGACGUCUUCGUCUUCGAAGAGAAGAGUCCUGGCAGCUGCUACCUGUUCAGCUGCGGCCCGCCCGAGGACUUCCGCUGUAAGUUCACGGCUCACGGGAACUUCAGCAGCGGCGUGCUGGCCAUCAGCCGCCGCCUCGCCGAGCUUCAGGACAGUGAGCGACUCGCAACGCACGAGAGAGAACUGGCCAACUUACGGAACCCCACCAGCACGACACUGACCACGACCCUGGCGGCGCGCAGGACGGAGCCUCCGCCGCCCCAGCCGCCCCAGCCGCCCCAGUCGCCCACAGCUAGACCCUGCAGUCGCUACCAGUUCGAGUGUCGUCGCGGCGGCGAGUGUAUCGCCGUGUACAACGCCUGCGACGGCGUGCCGCAGUGCGCGGACGGCAGUGACGAGGCGCCCGAGCUGGACUGUCCUACGUCACCUCCGCCUCCGUCACCGCCGGCGUCUCCCCUGCCGCCCGCUCCGCGUAUGCCGCUCUCGCCGCCCUCCACGACCUUAGCCUCGGUCGUCAGCAGACCGCCGCCGCCGCCCCUCACACAGGCUCUAUCAGACAACCGGUUCACGGGGGUCGUGCCGGCAGAGGGCGACUUGCUCGACGGAGCGGAGUCCUGGCCGAGGCGACUGGCGCAGGCUCAGCCGCAUCGAUACGCGGGGGGCGGGGCGGCCGGAGCGGGCGGAUCGCACAUCUUCAGUCACAAAGGCGGACUGCUCCAAGAGAGCUCCUUCGACCCGGCGCUGCCUCCCGCCUGGCCGCGCCGGCCCUGGACUCCGCAGCUGACGGCUCCGGUUUCAGACAUGGAGUCGGAGCGCGCGUGGGGCGGGUACGGACGCGAAUGGCCCGACGUGGAGCCCCGACGAGCUUGGCCCGUGUCGCGGCCAGAGACCGACGUACAAAUGUAUUUAUCUUCUAAAACUAUGCCGGAAAUGCCCAUGAUAUAUUCGAGUCAACAGCAGACGCUACGGGACGGACCCAAAAAAGGCUUCGAGAUAAGGAACAAAAACGCAUUGGAUUUCCCGAGCGAGCCUCCGCCGCGCCGUCUGCCCCCCUCCACGCUCGACCUGAGAGAGGAGAACAGGCCUAUAGUCUUAGAAAACACGACGAAGAAGAAGCUUCUAAAAGAAAAGGAGGUGGAUUUAAACAACGAACAUCAAAAUGUAGUAGCUGGCCGCGUCCCGGCUCCGAGCGGCGCGGAGGCUGCGAGGGCCGCGGGGGGCGGCGGGAGUGCGGGGGUCGCGAGGGAGCCCGCCGCACUGCAGGCUCGCACGCGCUGGGCCAACGACGAGCACGACGGUCUCAGCGAGCACCCUCCCGCCGCCGUGCUGCUGCUGGUUCUCGGCUCGCUGAUGACGGCCUGCCUGGCGGGCCUGGCCGUGUGCCGCGCGCGAGCCUCCCGCCGCCGCCGCCGCUCUCACCCGCGCCUGGCGCUGGACGCCGAUUACCUCGUCAACGGCAUGUACCUGUAGCGGCUCGAGGCCUGGGGAGGUCGGGGAGCUGGGAUCGCAGCUGUAGACUUUCGUUAUAUACGUUAAUAUUAAUUCACUAAGAAUAUAUUGCAGCCGACGACGUUGAGUGUUCAUUUUGAAUAACAUUUUCAUAUUUAAAUUGAAUAUAAACUUGUGUUGCUAUUUUGUCAAACAGUGAGUCCAUCGAGCUGUGCCAUUUCAUUUUCUUACCUGUUUCA
This is a messenger RNA of Danaus plexippus (monarch butterfly), 2059 nucleotides long. RefSeq lists its product as uncharacterized. The transcript is spliced from 10 exons. The coding region runs from base 147 to 1841 and encodes 564 amino acids. Gene Ontology annotation, molecular function: protein binding. Lineage: Eukaryota; Metazoa; Arthropoda; Insecta; Lepidoptera; Nymphalidae. The record is from RefSeq and is a predicted model, not a curated record.